AGCAGGACCACACCUGUGGGACUCUGGCUGCAGGAGCUGCUCCGUGCUGCUCUCCCUUCCCUUCCAGCGCCUCAAAGUUCUGCCUGAGGCAUGGGGACCAGGGAAUGGAUGCUUUCGACCUUCAUGGGAUGCUGCCUAUGGAUUCUGCAUGGGCUGGGGACCACCGCUGCUGUCCCUGUUACCACAGAGGGACCAUUUGCUGCCACUCCAUCGCAGAGCGAGGCACCCACUGCCCUGCUGCUGGGCACUGUGGGGACAAGAACUGUCAGUGACACCGUGACGGCUGAGAGCAUCCUCGUGAGUGCCAGCGUGAGCCCAUCCUUCCCCUCCUGGGCUGAGCCAGAUUCGGUGACCGAGACCACUGGUUACAACUCCUCUCUGGGUGCAGAGAGAGAUGCAGAGCUGAGCACUGGGGAAGUGACACAGGCGCCUACUGAAGUCCCUCAGGUUGGAACGGAUGUGGCCACAUCUCUUGAUGCAACACAGAAAAAUCAGAGUGGUUUGGCAGCUGCCACAGCUGCUGCCAUUGUUGUCACCCCACAGCCCAACUUUACCCCCAGCACCAAGCACAACGUAACGGGGACCACCACUGCUGCACCCUCGGGGAGCACCCCUAUCUUUGCAGAUGUCCCAGCAUCCACAACAAGGGCAGGAGGUGGCUUGGAGUCCACAACUGAUGCCAUGUUCCUCCCCAGUGUCACCAUUCCUACAGCUGCAGGGACACAGGCGCUGACCACCACCCCCCUGCACCCCGGUGUCACUGCUCUGCCCCCAGCUGCGGGAGCAGAGGUAGAAGGUGUCACCCUGCCUGGGGAUAGCAUAGGGGAUGGACGUGCUCUCUCAUCAAUCCCCAGCCCUGGUGCCACUGGGUUUCUCCCAACACCGUGGACCAAGGUUGUGAGUGGAACCGUGGGUGACACCCCAGGGUGGGCAGCUUUGGAGUCCGGAGAUUUGGGAGACGCAGCAAAUGGUGUCUUCAGCACAGCUGAUACAUCACAACUGCCUCCAGAGAGUGUGGCAGCAUUGGAAACAGCAGAAAACCCAGGACAGAGCUCCCUUCUCACCGAUCAGGCAGGACCGAGCCCUGCUAAUUUGCUAGGACCUGGUGAUGGGGACAAGCAGGGGGCCCCAACACUGUUGCUAUCUGGCCCUGGCUCAGCCCUGUCAGACAGUGAGGCACCUGCAGCACCUGGGGUGAGAGGGGACACAGCCACUCUGCUGCCAGGCACCGAGGUGCAGAGAGAUGCAGACGUCCCAGAUGCAGGCACUGGCGUGCCCCUGUCCACAGAGGCUGUAAAUCUAGCCAAAAGCUCCCAGCAGCCAGCCCCAUGGCUGAGCCCCACCAGAGAAGCCCAAUCACUGCUUGGUGCUGAUCCAUCAGCCCCUACAGGCACUUCUGGUGCACCCAGCACUGCUUUCCCACCCCCAGGGGUUGCAGCUGGAUCCCUUCUGCAAACUAAUGAUGGCACAGAGGCAAUGGUGAGCCCUGACUACGGUGCUGAUCUAGGAGUAUCUCUAUCUCCAUUCCUAGAGGAGUCACAACCAUGGGGGACAGCAACUGACAGACCCAGCACCAGUCUGAACUCAGCUUUGGGUGCCACCAACCCAUCAUCUUCUGCACCUGAUGGCACAACAUUGCCUGCUGCAGGGCAACAGGCAGAGGGGAGCACAGGAGCAGGGGGUACAACACAGGCAGAAGAUGCAGGAGAUGGCAGCCCCUAUGCGAACAUCCAGAGUGACACGAGUCCUGCAGCCAGCAGCAUCCAGCAGGGCCCCACUGACAACACACCAGGAGCUGUGCCACACACCGAGCUGUCUCCUGCCCCUGCUGCUGGGGAAGGAGCCCUGGCACCAGCACUGUCCCCAAGUGGUCCUACAGCUCCUGGCCAUGACCUCUCUGGAGCUGGAGGAUCAGGACCCCUGCCCAUUGAGGCCCUUGGUGCCCCUGGUGCUGCUCUCCCACCUGCAGCUGCUGUGGAUGGUGCUGUGUUUGAGGCCAACAAUGGAGCAGAGGCAGCAGUGAGUCCCGACCUCGGUGUUGCCCCAGGAGAACCUGUGUCCUCAUCCCUUGAUGUAUUACAGCCAUGGGACACAGCAGCUGGUGCUCCUGUGGACACAGCUCUCCCUGGGGCUGAAGGACCAGACACUGGCAUCGAUUCAGCAUUGAAUACCCCCAGCUCAGCAUCAUCUGGACCUGUGGGCCCACCAUCACCUGACAUUGGAGCGCAGCCUGGCACAGGUCUGACAGCGCUGGGAGGAGUGAGCAGUGCAGCUGCAUUUGAGCCAUCCCUAAGCUCCUCUCCAGUAGCUGGACUUGCAACUGGAACAGGUCUUCUGCCUGGUACUGAGUCCUCACCCAACUCUGCCUCCCACAGUGGCAUCCUUGCAAUUCCCUCUAUCUCAGACAGUGAUGGAGCAGCUGCACCCAUCCCAGCAGCAGCUCCUGGCUCUGCCGUCCCAUCCCAGGUCUCUGCAUAUGGCCCAGAGCUCACAGUGGCACAAGGGAUCAACAGCGCAGGUGGUAUGGCACAGGCAGAAAUCCCAGAGAGCCAAAAUCCUUACACAGACACAAGCCCUGCAGCCAGCAGCAUCCAGCAGGGUCCCACUGACAACACACCAGGAGCUGUGCUCCAUACUGAACUGUCUCCUGCCCCAGCUCCUGGGGAAGGAGAGCUGGAACCAGCACUGUCCCCAAAUAGUCCUGCAGCUCCCAGCCACGACCUGUUUGGGGAUGGAGGAUCAGGACCCCUGCCCAUUGAGGCCCUUGGUGCCCCUGGUGCUGCUCUCCCACCUGCAGCUGCUGUGGAUGGUGCUGUGUUUGAGGCCAACAAUGGAGCAGAGGCAGCAGUGAGUCCCGACCUUGGUGCUGCCCCCGAAGCACCUGUAUCCCCAUCCCUCAGUGCAUCACAGCCAUGGGACACAGCAGCUGGUGCUCCCGAAGACACAGCUCUCCCUGGGGCUGAGGGACCAGACACUGGCAUCAAUUCAGCAUUGAAUACCCCCAGCUCAGCAUCAUCUGGACCUGUGGGCCCACCAUCUCCCAGCUUUGGCAUACAGCCUGGCACAGGUCUGGGGAUGCCAGCAGUUGAUGGACCUGACACCAGCUUGAGUUCAGCUUUGGGUGCCACCAACCCAUCAUCUUCUGCACCUGAUGGCACAACAUUGCCUGCUGCAGGGCAACAGGCAGAGGGGAGCACAGGAGCAGGGGGUACAACACAGGCAGAAGAUGCAGGAGAUGGCAGCCCCUAUGCGAACAUCCAGAGUGACACGAGUCCUGCAGCCACCAGCAUCCAGCAGGGCCCCACUGACAACACACCAGGAGCUGUGCCACACACCGAGCUGUCUCCUGCCCCUGCUGCUGGGGAAGGAGCCCUGGCACCAGCACUGUCCCCAAGUGGUCCUACAGCUCCUGGCCACGACCUCUCUGGAGCUGGAGGAUCAGGACCCCUGCCCAUUGAGGCCCUUGGUGCCCCUGGUGCUGCUCUCCCACCUGCAGCUGCUGUGGAUGGUGCUGUGUUUGAGGCCAACAAUGGAGCAGAGGCAGCAGUGAGUCCCGACCUCGGUGCUGCCCCAGGAGAACCUGCAUCCUCAUCCCUUGAUGUAUUACAGCCAUGGGACACAGCAGCUGGUGCUCCUGUAGACACAACUCUCCCUGGGGCUGAGGGACCAGACACUGGCACCAAUUCAGCAUUGAAUACCCCCAGCUCAGCAUCAUCUGGACCUGUGGGCCCACCAUCACCUGACAUUGGAGCGCAGCCUGGCACAGGUCCGACAGCGCUGGGAGGAGUGAGCAGUGCAGCUGCAUUUGAGCCAUCCCUAAGCUCCUCUCCAGUAGCUGGACUUGCAACUGGAACAGGUCUUCUGCCUGGUACUGGAGCAGAGGCAGCAGUGAGUCCUGACCUCGGUGCUGCCCCUGAAGCACCUGUAUCCCCAUCCCUCAGUGCAUCACAGCCAUGGGACACAGCAGUCGGUGCUCCUGAGGACACAGCUCUCCCUGGGGCUGAGGGACCAAGCAGUGGAUUUAGUUCAGUGCUGGCUGCCCCUAGCUCAGCAUCAUAUGGACCUGAAGGGCCACCAUCUCCUGGCAUUGGAGCGCAGCCUGGCACAGGUCUGACAGCGCUGGGAGCAGAGGGGCAGGUGCUGGGAGGAGUGAGCAGUGCAGCUAUAUUUGAGCCAUCUCCGAGCUCCUCACCAGGCACUGGGCUGAAGGCUGGAACGGACCUGCUGCCUGCUGCUCUGUCCCCAUCGGGUCCUGCCUCCCCCAGUGAUGCGCUCACAGCUCCCUCUGCUUCAGAUACAGCUGGUCCAAGUGUCUUGGGAGGAGCAGGUGGUGCUCCCAGUGCUCUGCAGCCCUCCCUGGUUGCUGCACCCGGGCUCCAUUCUGCUGCAGGAGGAGUGCGUGAUGGAGCUGAGGCUGUCUCUGCAGAUAGAGAAGCUCCAGGGCAGUCUCAGGACCAAACUGGGACAGGAGCAGCUGUAGCCUCUAGUGGAAGGCAGGGAUCUACACUGAUCUCUAUAUCUUCCUCCCCAUCUGCUGAUGGAUCUUCAUUACCUCAAGCAGCUGCUGGAGCAGAUACAGGAGCAGGCAUCCCCAGAGCUGGUGGAGCUGGCUCAAGCUCAGGCUCUGGGGCUGCUGCUCUCCAGAGCAACAAGGAAAUACCCAUCCUUCCUCCCACCAUCCAAAGCAAUGCCAAUGUCGGACCUCCUGAUGCCAAACUCAGCCAAGUCAACGUGGUGGAGCUGGCUGGAGGCAAACUGGAAGCCUCAGCCCAGGGGUCACCUCCUGCCAGUGGGGGAAACGCGCUGGGAACUGUCAUCCAGAUCACCUCGGGAGUGUCAUCCCCCUCCAUCCCCACCUCACCCCAGGAGACACAGCCCCUGGUCCCAGUGGCUCCAGCUGCCUCCAGCCCAUUGAUGGUGGCUGCGUCUGCCUCUGCCAGGGGGGUUGGGGGCAUCUCAGUUCCCAACGCAGGCCCCGCCUCUGCCUCCAGUGCCCAGAGUGGGAGCAGACCCCCAGCAGUGCCACGGCCCCCUGUGGACGAGAUGGCUUCUGGGAUGCUGGCUCCACUGGGAGAAGAGCUCCAACCUGCCCCUAAUGCUGCCCCAGCUCUGCCUUCUGCAUCCGAAAGAGAAAACCUAAAGGAGGGAGCAGCCACCAGUCCCCAGCUCUCCUCUCUGAUUUCAGCAAUCCCAGCGGUGCCCCUCUAUAGGUAUGGAGUGAGAGAGAAUGACCACGAAUAUGUGCAAAGGAGAGUGGACUUCAAUUCCCCACUUUUCAAGCCCGAGAUCGGAUUCCCGUUUGGGAAAACCCUGCGUGAUUCUCUCUACUUCACAGACAACGGGCAGAUCAUCUUCCCAGCCUCCGACAGCAGCAUCUUCACACUCCCCAACCCGCCUGCCCGUGGAUUCACCGGCCACGAGAGUGUUCCUAUGAUCGCCGUGUUCUGGGACAAUGCUGACUUCUCCAGGGGCACUGGCACCACCUUCUACCAGGAGUUCCUCACCCUGAACUCAGAGAAGCCACCAUUCAUCCGUGACGUGGAAGCGAAGGUCCGGCACUACCUGAGGUCCUCCUACUCCGCAGCCUGGACCCUGAAGAUCACCUGGGAGAAGGCACCUGCCUAUGGGGCACGUGGUGACAGCCGCAGGACAAACACAUACCAGGCUGUCCUCACCACUGAUGGCUUCAGGUCCUAUGUCCUGAUUCUGUACAAGGAUGGAGGAAUGCAGUGGGACUACACCCAGCUGCCGGCCACCAAUGUGCUGAUCGGCUACACCAGUGGGGAUGGGCAUUACCGCAAUGAUGACCUGACCCAAGGAUCUCCAGCUGCAAAAUAUCGCCCUGAUCGCUACAGAGGCUACAAUACAGAUCUUCGUGGGCUGUGGCUGUACAAGCUGGAGAGCCGUGUGGGCAUCAACUACCGCCUGAAGUGCCUGGCGUGGACGGGGCAGCAGCAGGAGCCGCAGGAAUGGAGCCACGACCUGCCUGCCUGCCCCUGCUCCCUGCAGCAAGGCCAGCAGGACCGGCGCUUCAGGAGUGGCCAUGGAGGCUGGGGGUCUGCUCGUGUCUCCAUGCUGCACUCUGCUUCGCCCAACUCACACGGUGCUGGUGUGCGCUGCCUGUACGAUGGCCGGGGGCAGCUGGUGGAGGGGCGGCAGGAGAGAUACUGGAGGGCGUACCGACAGGCAUCCCCGUAUCGUGACCAGGAGCUGAAGCUGUAUGAUUGGUGCUGCAACCAAGCAGGGAGCGCUCGCCUCUGUGCCCGCUACAACGAGAAGAGACCACGGAUUGGAUGCGAUGGGUACCGGGCACACAGUGCAGAGGAUUCCUCAGAAGACAGCGACUCGAAGGAGCAGAGAGAUGAGGAGGAGGAGUAACUUGCGGGUCACAUACACACAACACACUCUGGGCCGUGGAUGAUCCUCCAAACCCUUCACUUCCAUUUGUAGCCUAUGUGUCCCCUGCAUUCCUCUGCUCCCUCAAUGAUGGAACAGGCACUGUCACCAUGUUCCUUGCCCCUGCUCUCCUGCCUGAGGCUGGCACUACACGGGAUUUUGGCCCCCAGCAUCUGGGCCUUCACACCUUGCAUUGGUUCAACCCUGUGAUUGGAAAUAAUAAGAGAAAAAUAAUAUUGUGUGCGUGAGAACACCUGAAUUCUUGCAAAAGCACCAAAGUUCUUGUCAGGUUGCAUUCCUUCAAUAAAGCAUCAGAGGGUCUGAGCAUCA
Lagopus muta (rock ptarmigan) is the source of this 6726-nucleotide messenger RNA. Its product is annotated as mucin-4-like. Bases 91 to 6378 code for a protein of 2095 amino acids. The record is from RefSeq and is a predicted model, not a curated record. Gene Ontology annotation, biological process: cell-matrix adhesion. The transcript has 12 exons. NCBI's taxonomy places the organism in Eukaryota, Metazoa, Chordata, Aves, Galliformes, Phasianidae.